AUGGCGGACUUUGAGACAUACUACCAAUCUGAGGAACCAGGAACUAAAGUCUUCCAUAAGAAGGGCGUUACAUGUAAAUCUUCAAUCUUUGAGAAGAUGAGAGAGGAAAUACCAAGUGAGAUGGAAAACCAAACCAUAGUGUAUAUGUUGGUUCUCACUGGUCUGUCUGAUCUUCCAAGUCUUCAGCUUCCUCUGUUUGUGCUGUUUCUUCUGAUCUACCUUUUGACUUUAGCUGUGAACCUUCUCAUCCUUCUCCUGAUCUUCACUGAUUCCCAUCUUCACACCCCCAUGUACUUCUUCCUUGGAACCCUGGCAUGUCUGGAUAUGAGUUACUCCUCAACCACUGCCCCAAGAAUGCUCUUUGAUUUACUCAUAGGUAUAAGGAUCAUAUCUGUGCAAAUGUGUAUAACUCAGUUCUACUUUUUCCUCUUCUUUGCUGUAUCAGAGAUGUCUGUGCUGGCAGUGAUGUCCUAUGACAGAUACAUUGCUAUCUGCCGCCCUCUUCACUACAUGCAGAUAAUGAGCUGGAAUGUUUGUGUUCAGUUUGUAUCCAUCAUGUUGGUUUUUGGUGCAAUACAUGCCUUGGUGCACACUCUUCUUUUAGCUAAACUGACAUUUUGCAGCUCAAACGCUUUGCAGAGUUUCUUUUGUGACCUGCCCCAGUUGCUUCAGGUCUCCUGUAGUGACACAUUCAUCAAUGUAUUGAUAAUAUUUCUCUCUGGAAUAUUGUUUGGUGGUAUCAUAAUAGGGGUCACCUUUUAUCCCUAUAUCACUAUAAUCAAGACUGUUCUGAAAAUGCCAUCAAAGCAGAUGAGAUCCAAAGCUUUCUCCACCUGUUUCUCUCACCUAACUGUGGUCUUUCUAUUUUACAGCACAAGUUUAUUCAACUAUUUUCGCCCAAAUGCAAGCCAACACACAGAGGACAAAGUGGUUUCUGUAUUUUAUGCAGUACUGACCCCCUUUUUAAACCCUCUGAUCUACAGUCUGAGGAACCAGGAACUUAAAAGAUCCUUAAGAAAAACAUUGCAGAGAAUGUAA
This is a messenger RNA of Xenopus tropicalis (tropical clawed frog), 1038 nucleotides long. RefSeq names its product olfactory receptor family 5 subfamily AR member 52 (gene or5ar52). Gene Ontology annotation, molecular function: olfactory receptor activity; G protein-coupled receptor activity. The record is from RefSeq and is a predicted model, not a curated record. The transcript is spliced from 3 exons. Gene Ontology annotation, biological process: signal transduction; G protein-coupled receptor signaling pathway; detection of chemical stimulus involved in sensory perception of smell. Gene Ontology annotation, cellular component: plasma membrane; membrane. NCBI's taxonomy places the organism in Eukaryota, Metazoa, Chordata, Amphibia, Anura, Pipidae. The coding region runs from base 1 to 1038 and encodes 345 amino acids.